GAUUGGCAAGUGCAUUUGGGUAGGUUGAAGUUAUCAACUAAAAAUUGUCUUGUGGAAAUUAACAAUGUAUUUUUUCAACAAUUUAGUUUAUGUGUUUAAAAAAUCAGGGUUUUGAGAGGAAAUGUAAUACAAAUUCUGUAUUUAUGUAAUUAGAAUAAAUAUCUGCUAAUUUCAAAGGAUUUUUAUGGAGAUAAAUGGGAAUUUACGCUUUGGAUUUGUGCCAAUGGGUCGACGACAUUUGUCGAUAGCAUGUCAAGAUGAUGUAAACAAAACCACGUGAUAUCAGCAAGCACGCACACAACGCUAUGACCUUUCAAGGCGAUAGUUGAAAGUUCAGACUAUUUUAGAUGAAUUAUCAGGACGGACUGAAACUGCAAUCUUCACCAAAAUGGCAGCAGAAGCAGUGACAAGAGUCGUAUUAAGAUGUGAAAAGGCGCAAGAAGAUAGAAACUUAGAUUUAUCAAGCUGUCUACUGGAGUCGGUUCCGCAAGCAGUUUACCAUCUAAUGAGGAAAACACAAUUAUCAUCCAUUGACCUCUCACAUAAUGCACUCACUAUAAUGUCAAAGAAACUCCCAAUGAAAUUUCCAAGUGUUACAGCUUUUAAUAUUUCAGAUAACAAAGUUGAGAAGAUUCCAGAUGAGAUCAAGGAGAUGACUAUGUUAGAAACAUUGAAUGCAUCUCAUAACCAGCUCUCCACCUUGCCAGAGACUUUCUAUGAAUUGUCCUCUCUCAGAAUAUUAGAUUUGAGUCACAAUGAUAUUACAGAUCUAGAUGCAAGCAAACUGUGCAGAAUGUCUGGUAUCAGUGAAAUCAACCUGGAAGACAAUCCUAUACCCGGUGAUAUCUGCACAGAACUAUCACAACAUUCUCAAGAAUGUAAUCUGAAAUUAUUAAUAUCAGAACCACCGUCAUCAGAUCACAUGGACUGAAAGCAAACUGGAGGUGGGGUCAAUGCACUCGAUCUUCCACCCCCCCCCCCUUGGAACACAUUAUUGAUAUCAGUGGUGCUUCCGGAAGAUGAAUUGGGUGUAAGGCAAUAUGUUUGUGCAGUCCAUCCAUGUUUAUAUUUUUGGGGUCACACAGAAUGCUUCAUUUUGUUCAUAACUUUUGUUAAAUUUCUAUUUCAUAAAAUAUUAGUAUUACUAUUAUUAUUCUUAUAAUUAUUGUUAUUAUUGUUAUUAAUAAUAUUAUUAUUUUCAUUAUUAUUUGAAAAGGCUGAACAUACUGCAUUUUUUAUUAUUACCAGAGUGAUACUGUGAUAUUGGAUAAAAAGAGCGGAUUCACAUUAUAAACACAAGAACGCUUUAAACAAGAGCAAAGCCCAUAUAGAAAAAGGGAACCUUUUGGCUUAAAAUUUGGAUUGCGUGAAAUAGUUCAUGAGGGCCCCAUAAAGGACUUAGAGUUUGUGUAAUUUUGUAAUUAUGGUAACUGCCAUGGUAACAGGGCUCAGCAGCCAAUUACGAUGGUUUAAUAGCAAAGUUACAGUAAUUAUCCGGGAUAGUUUUGUCUUUAAAAGUGGGUACCAGGGGGGUGUUUCACAAAGAUUUAAGUAUGACUUAAGUCGCACUUAAAUGCCGACGCGUACAUGAUAUGCAAUGUGCAAUCUUAUUGAUAGAUACGCAGCCAGCAGUGCGCGUCCUCAUGACACGAUCUGACCAAUGCGGUCAAGCCAUUCAUACUGUACGCAACUCGGUAUAUUUAAGUGCGACUUUAAGUCAUACUUAAAUCUUUGUGAAACACCCCCCAGGAGUACUUUUAUUUGGUACACUUAUUGGCUCAAAUCUUUAUUGAAAUGAAUUGAUAUGUGAUGCAUGUAAGCACAGGGGCGGAUCCAGGAUUUUCCAAAA
Molecule: messenger RNA, 1849 nt
Organism: Lytechinus pictus (painted urchin)
Lineage: Eukaryota; Metazoa; Echinodermata; Echinoidea; Temnopleuroida; Toxopneustidae
Product: leucine-rich repeat protein SHOC-2-like
Exons: 4
Coding region: 389-931 (180 amino acids)
Molecular function (GO): protein binding
Source: RefSeq, a predicted model, not a curated record